GGAGAAAUAGAAACUAAAUCUAUUGAUCUGCUCAACCUGACCCCUGAGACAGAUGUGAAUGUGCUUGUCAACCAGACCUUGUUUGAAGAACCAACAAUUUCAGAUGAAAAGAAGACCCAGCUCAAAAACAACCAGGAGCAAGAAUUUGAAGAAUUUAAGGUUCUGAAAGCUCAUAUCUUACCUCUGACCAACUUGCUUUUAAUAAGAAUGAAUAUAAGUUCAUCACAAGCAGCUAUGACAGAACUUGUAAGGUAUGGGACACCAUCACUGGUAAAGAACUACUUAGUCUAGAAGGUCAUAAAAAUGUUGUCUAUACAAUGGCUUUUAAUAAACCUUUUGGAGACAAGAUUGUCGCUGACUCCUUUGAUAGGACUGCUAAGCUCUGGGAUAGCAAUUCAGGCGAUUGCCUUUACACCCUGGUUGGGCAUACGAUGGAGAUUGUCUAUCUUGUGUUCGAUCCUAAUGGAUGGAGUAUGAAGUAUUAUGAGUAUUUAGAUUAUAUUGUUUAAAGGUUCCGAGUCUGUCAGUUGGAUUCAUCCUGACCUAGAAA
Moneuplotes crassus is the source of this 550-nucleotide messenger RNA. NCBI's taxonomy places the organism in Eukaryota, Ciliophora, Spirotrichea, Euplotida, Euplotidae. The record is from the annotation of a GenBank genome assembly.